Ilyonectria robusta is the source of this 1320-nucleotide messenger RNA. RefSeq names its product ribonuclease H2, subunit B. The transcript has a single exon. The coding region runs from base 1 to 1320 and encodes 439 amino acids. Gene Ontology annotation, cellular component: ribonuclease H2 complex; nucleoplasm. Gene Ontology annotation, biological process: ribonucleotide metabolic process; RNA catabolic process. The record is from RefSeq and is a predicted model, not a curated record. NCBI's taxonomy places the organism in Eukaryota, Fungi, Ascomycota, Sordariomycetes, Hypocreales, Nectriaceae.
AUGGCGAGGACCCGGUCCACCAAGGCUGCUCCGGCUCCUAAGAAACCCGCCACGGAUUCGAAAUCUGCGUCCUCCAAAUUCACCUUGGGCCCUCAGGCUGAGAAUCCUUCGAAGCUCUUCAUCCUCCCAUCCAAAGCCACUGCCGAAGCCCGAAUCGUCACCCUGCCCAAUCCUAGACAUUCACGCCCUGCUCGAUACCUGGUUUGCCCAGAGACAGGCAUCUACGAAUUCACCAAGAUCGCGGCGCCAAAGACAACGCCACGAAGUUGGUUGAUUGAAACAACACCCACUUCUACGAGUACCGAAGCAGAAAAAGAUGACACAAAUCUCCAGGCGGAGACUUCCACCGGCCAGGAGCUGUACAUGGCGACAGCAAUCGACCCUCUCUUUCUGUCUCUCCCAGCUUUGGCAGAGAUGAAAGCAUCCAAGGGAUCCGCCGAACAAAAGCGCAUGUUCCUUACAAGCGAUGAUCACUUCGAGAAACUCCCCGAGGAGUCUUCACACCUGUCUGAAAUCUUGCGCUGCCCCAAGACCCGCGCAUUGAUCGAGACGCGUAUGGGAGCGAUCUGUGAUACAGUUGAAGCUGGCGACGAGGUCAUGUUCCGGUUGGAUGAGAAAAAGCUUGUCAGUGUCAUCCUUGCCAAGGCGAAGCGAAUGAGCAAAGGAGGACUUCCUCCGAGCAUGGAUGAAAAAUUUGUCAAGAAAGCGCUCGAGGCGCCCAUUCUUGUCCAAAAGCGAGAGAUGAAAGGGGGCGAAGUGGUGACGGCCCCCUCUAACGCCAACUCUCAGGUAUCGACUCCGCCAACUGAAUCUACAGAGUCACAAUCGACCGUCGCAUCAGCCGACACAGUAGCAUCGUCAGCAUCGCAGCCUUCGACAGCAGCCACGUCCUUUUCCGAAGAACAAUCCACCGACAGCAUCGUGAGUGCCAUGGAGGCCCCGGCUGAGAUUAUCCAACUUCAGAGACUCCGAGUUGCGUUCAACUUCAUUUGCUCCAACUACGUUGCACCAACACUCGCCGCCCAACUCCAGGAAUCCCUCUCCAAAGCUGACACAACCUCUACCGAUUUCUCUCCCUUGGAUGAGUACCUCACGAAGCUUUCCAAGCUACGCACGGAGGCCAUGACAUCUCGGUCAACGGGCGACUAUUCACGCAAGCACGACCGUGACGAAGAAGAGGACGAGGCUCGUGCUGAGAAGAAGCGGAAACUGGAGGAGGAAAAGAAGAAGAAAGCCUCGGAAAGUCGCGGUGUUCGAGAGCUCAAAAAAGUCAACACAAAGGGCAUGAAGAAGAUGAGCGACUUCUUCAAAAAGAAAUAG